This is a messenger RNA of Juglans microcarpa x Juglans regia, 1638 nucleotides long. RefSeq names its product protein N-lysine methyltransferase METTL21A-like. The coding region runs from base 58 to 891 and encodes 277 amino acids. NCBI's taxonomy places the organism in Eukaryota, Viridiplantae, Streptophyta, Magnoliopsida, Fagales, Juglandaceae. The record is from RefSeq and is a predicted model, not a curated record. The transcript has a single exon.
AUAAGGAAAGCGAAAACUCCGCUCGAUGGCGGCGGAAAUAUACACGAAGAAGGGAACAUGGCUACUCACGACGACGAUGACGAAGACGACAUAAACCCUGUCACGAUGAUACUACCAGAUGAUCAAGACGAUACAAAGAGAUUCCAUACAAUACAAGAGGGUGCAUCAGAGCAACAUCUACAGCAGCAUUACGUCCGUUCAAUCGACUCAACGUUGUUGAUCAGGCAGCUUCCUUCCCAAGGCCUCUCCUUCCAGCUCUGGCCCGCGGCUACCACUCUUGUCACUCUACUCGAUCAACACCGCUGUCAGCCUACCAAUAACCCCUUAUCUUCCACCCUGCUCGGUCAUUGCCGCCCUCUCAACAUCCUCGAACUCGGCUCCGGAACCGGUCUCGUCGGGAUCGCUGCCGCGGCCACUCUCGGCGCUAAUGUCACGGUCACCGACCUCCCACACGUCAUCCCGAACCUCCUGUUCAACGCGGAAGCAAACGCCGACGUUUUAACCUCGAACGGAGGGGCCAUACGCGUGGAGCCGUUAAGGUGGGGAGAGGCCGAUGACGUGAAGCUGAUUGGGCGGGAUUUCGAUCUAAUUCUGGCCUCGGAUGUAGUGUACCAUGAUCACUUGUACGACCCGUUGCUCGAAACAAUGCGUCUGUUGCUAUUGGGCAGCGCGGGUACUGAAAACGGAAGAGCAAAGGCGUUCGUGAUGGCCCAUUUGAGGAGGUGGAAGAAGGACUCGGCUUUCUUCAAGAAAGCCAAGAAGCGCUUUCAGGUUGAGGUUCUACACGUGGAUAGUCCAUCCGAGGGAUGUAGGGUUGGAGUGGUUGUUUACCGUUUUGUUGAGAAGCUUAUGAAUUCGAAUUCUGGUAGCUCGGCAAGCAAUUCUUCAUGAUCAAGAAUAUUUCGCUUGUUUGUUUUUCAAGAAAAUCCUCACCUCUGCGUGUCGUCCGCCCCAUAUAUAGAAUUUUCAAGAUUUUUGAGGCAGAAAUAAUUAACGAAUCAUAGAAUGGUGAUACAGUUUUGAACGGGGAGUUGAUCCAAGAGAAUGAAUCUUUCAAAAAUUGGAUCAUAAUACAAUAAGGCAAAAAUUACGCUGAAUAUCACAUUUUCUUAUACACGCAAACAAGACCAUGGGUCCUGAUUAAUACCCUCACAAACAAAGAAACUCAAACCAAAAGUUAACCUCACAUCCACACGAUCGACAAAUUGAUAUAUAGAUGAUCAUCAACCUAAUAAAAGCAAUCUUCAUGAAGGCAGAAAUUGCCAGUUCGGUUUGGUUCGGUCCCGUUGGUGCGCUUGUGGCAAGAGGUGGAGAAAUCACAACCUGUAUCGUCUUCAGUCAUCUCGGGGAUCUCUGUAGCAGUUUUGCACUUCACACCAGGGCCACACUUUUUUACGUCUCUAUGACCAUCUUUGGAGAUGCUGGAAGAAGUGCCUUUAGUACCUGUUUUUACACCUCAAAGCUGUCAAACAAAAAUCGUUAUGUGCUAUGUUUAACUGGAAAACACAUCUCCUUCAAACCACCAUGAUACUGAUUAUCAUCGCUUCCUUCGCGGCGAGCCUUUGGCCACAACUUUCAUAGUCUGGGAGUCUCUAAAGCAAACAAAGUGCACUAGUGUCUUCCCAUUUGGGAAGACAG